Molecule: messenger RNA, 381 nt
Organism: Paramecium primaurelia
Lineage: Eukaryota; Ciliophora; Oligohymenophorea; Peniculida; Parameciidae
Source: the annotation of a GenBank genome assembly
UGACAUUUCUUGUUUAAUCAUUAACAGUGGUGAUCUUUUCUAAGUUUUCAAAUUGGAUAUUCCCCUUAGUUCUAGUAUGAUUAGCAAUUCUAAUAAAAAUAGAUAGCAUUACUUUUUGUAACUCUCAUAUUACAAGUAAGUAGAUUAAUCCUGAUGGUUGGUGAGAAGUUUAGUUCCUUAACAAAGUACAUUGAUACAAACUGGAUAUUUAAAUUAUUGGCUUCUGAAAAUUUGAGAAAGUAUGUUAUUUUAUCCCUAUAUUAAUUAAGGGUUACCAAAUCACAAGAAAUAUGUUAUAUCAAGUUUUUAAUAUUUUUGAAGAACUCAAUCCAGAAUACUAAGGAUUUAUUCAGAGCGGAUAUAAAUAUUAAACGUAAAUGA